AUGCAACAACUAUCGCGAUCUCAGGACAAUGCAGGCAAAAAUGAUACCUCAAAGUAUCCUUCUUGUGGUGAGUUUACGGUUAUCGAAGGGUAUAUAGUAAAAAACUAUGUAUGCCAUGCUGAUAAUAAUGGCGAUAACAACAACAACCAUGUUGAUAAUAACGGCAACGGCAACGGCAACGGCAACGGCAGCAGCAGCAACAACAACAAUAGCCAAGAAGAGGACAAUAAGCCUUUUGUCUACACUUCUGGCCCUACUGCCUCGCACCUUCGGGUGCCCACUCGUCUCUUUUUUGAAACUCAACAUCUUGUCGACAUCUCUGGAUAUCAUAAAUCACCAGGAGAUCUCUUUACAUGCAGUUCAAAAGCAUUGUUUGACGUUGUACCUACUCUGGAGCGCAGAUUCUAUUGGGAAGACAAUGUCUUUAAAAAAGAACGAAAAAAGGCAGCCCGAGAUCUCUCUGGAGCGAAAGCGCCCUUGUUUGCAUUACAAGUUAUUCCAAUUUCCUUCAAGCACAACCGAAAAAAGUAUUUGGUUUAUGUCCCAGAGCUGGAUGAUGCCAAGUUACGCCCUCAGCUAGAGCUCAAGACAAUUUCGUUUAUAUCUCAAGAUCUUAACGGGCGGCAAAACACUUUCAACCAGAAACAACAGAAACUUGCUUCCGACAGAGUAAACACCAUAUUCAAAAACGUGUUAAUGGCGGAUACCAUUGAGUUUUGUGAGUCAGAUAAUAAGAUACUAGAGAAUCUCGAAGAGUCAUUGGCUGCGUUCCGAGUGGAAUGCACGUUUGUGUUUAACCGAUGCUACAAUCUGACUAUCUCUGCUCGGAACUCAAGAAUAAUGCAGCGUAAAAGCUUUUCCAGUUUCCGAGGUGGAUCUGUGGUCAAACGUUUUCAAAAUUACUACUAUAAACAGCUAUGCUCGUUCCUUUACCCCAUUUUACUAUCUGCUUCUGCACGCUAACAAACUAUCCUUGUUUCCUUACGAGUGCAAGGAGUAUCUAGAGGAGCUGCUUCAGCCACUCAUGCUAGACAAGCCCUCUGAUCAGCAAAAACUCACAUGCAUAUCUAAGCUAUGCUACAAUAUGUUGACCGACACAGAUGGCUUAGGCUCGAUACUGGAGACAUUAGUCAAGAUGACUGUGUUUGACUGGAAAGUAAGGGAACCAGGUAUACCAUAUUUCAAGCCAAAACUGGCAACAUUGAGCAAUACCCGUCACUCACUUGACACUCUAAAGUUUUUUCUGAUCAAUGCCACUCUGGCGGUCGCUCCUACUUCUAAUAUGCAUUCGCCAUUUGACAAGAACAGCCCAUCCGGAAACAUGUGGAACUAUGUGACAAGCAUUUACCAUGAGGUAUUCAAGGAGCAAAGUACAAUCGCCAGCUACCGCGUUCUUCUACAGAGGCCCGACGGCGUGUCUGUUUCGGAUAAGCUUUUGAACAAAAACAAAAUACAAUGGUUUUAUGGCAAUCGUAAAAUGCAAUGUGACAAAUUGAUAUGGGGUCUUAGAAACUACUUCCGGUUGCCCACUGUCGAAGAUCUUGCGGUUGAUCUAUUGCACUGUGAUGAGAUAUCUCUUACCGAGAGCCGCUUCAAUCCUAAAGGCUCACUUCUUGAUCUCUUCCCUUCCGAGUAUUUGCAAAGCCUUUUGCCUUCUUUUGCGAGGUACGAGAUGCUCUCAGAAGAGCAGCAAGCUUAUGUAUUUGAGUCAAUUGAUAAAAUAACCGAGAACCUUAUCUGGAUGGUAUAUUUGGGCUGUGGGUAUUCCUAUCGAUUUCCAGAGCUGGUGGAUAUUACUUAUGCAGGACCAAACAGAGCGCUUUUCAUAGACAAUGAUACCAGGUGUCUCGUUCUCUUUACGACUUACACCAAAGGAGACAAGUCAACUAAGCCACUUACUAAACGGCUGGAUGCAACUACUUCAAAGUAUCUCCUGUACCAUAUUGUGAUUCUGAGACAGAUACAAGCCAACUUGCUUGGCCCCGAAUAUUGCGAGGUGAACCCCGAACACUGGCCUCGAUUUCAUGGAAGCUCCAUUGAACUUUCCCAAUAUAUUCUCCACCAAUAUGUGUUUUUCAGCAUAAAAGAGAGUACUUUACUGCGCCAGAAAGGGUUCAACGACAUGCUAGUCAAAGAGUUAGGCUUCAAUACUCGUGAGCUGCGUCAAGCAAUGGUAGCGAUCAUGCGAAACUAUGUCAAACGUAGUUCCGUGUCUGAGGUUUAUCACACAAUGACUCAAGAGCUCAUGUUUGGACAUUCUGUUCGCACAGGACUUGAGUCUUACGGACUUGAUUCCUUUUCAUUUGACUCUGUCACUGCAAGUACUGCUACUUACUUUCAAGCUGUUGCAUCUGAAUCAUGGCAUAACUGGAUAGAGCUUGAAUCCAGCUUCCGCACACCGCAAGUUAACGGUAUACCUUCGGAGCAAGACAUCCAGGAGCUAGAGGGAUAUGUCGAUACACUCAAGACUGCUUUGCAUAAUAUUCGGUUUUCGGCUACAGCAAAAAAGUUGCGAGAGCUUCCUUCAAUUGUGCCGACCACUGGGCUGUCGGGUUAUCUAGCAUCCCAGAAGGCUGCUCGGAGACCGGGAAUUGCAACAACCUUAGAUCAAUUGCAGCAGGUUGCACACGUACUCAGAUCCAAUGCUGAAAUGUGA
Lachancea nothofagi CBS 11611 is the source of this 2656-nucleotide messenger RNA. NCBI's taxonomy places the organism in Eukaryota, Fungi, Ascomycota, Saccharomycetes, Saccharomycetales, Saccharomycetaceae. The record is from the annotation of a GenBank genome assembly.